AUGAGCAGCUCACAGGUCAGCGAUGGGAAGAAGAGGAUCGUGGUCCUCAUUUCCGGCUCAGGCACGAACCUCCAAGCGCUAAUGGACGCCUGUGCCUCCCACGCCCUCCCAAAGGCACGCAUAGUCCUCGUCUUCUCCAACCGGAAAGCCGCUCUAGGACUGGAGCGUGCGCGUACAGCCUUCCCUCCGAUCCAUACCGACUACCUUGCUCUCGUUACGUACCUCAAGGCGCACCCGGGGAAGACAAGGGUAGACUACGACAUCGAGGUUGCCCGCCGGGUACUGAGUGCACAACCAGACGUCGUCGUCCUCGCUGGGUGGAUGCAUAUCCUCUCCGCAGAGUUCCUGGACGUGCUGCACAAGGGGUCUAGCAGAGGUCAGGAUCUGCCUAUCCUCAACUUGCACCCUGCUCUGCCCGGCGCGUUCGACGGGGCUAACGCGAUCGACCGUGCGUACGCGGCGUUCCAGGCUGGCGAGAUCAAGCGUACGGGGGUGAUGGUGCACCGGGUUGUGACGGAAGUGGAUCGCGGAGAACCCGUGGUGGUGCGGGAGAUAGAGAUAAAGCAGGAGGAUAGCCUGCAGGAUCUAGAGGCGCGGAUACAUGAGGUCGAACACGAGAUUAUUGUCGAAGCGACGCAGCAAGUCCUUGAGCAACAAAGAUAA
Molecule: messenger RNA, 663 nt
Organism: Dacryopinax primogenitus
Lineage: Eukaryota; Fungi; Basidiomycota; Dacrymycetes; Dacrymycetales; Dacrymycetaceae
Product: phosphoribosylglycinamide formyltransferase
Exons: 2
Coding region: 1-663 (220 amino acids)
Biological process (GO): 'de novo' IMP biosynthetic process
Cellular component (GO): cytoplasm
Molecular function (GO): phosphoribosylglycinamide formyltransferase activity
Source: RefSeq, a predicted model, not a curated record